GCAUUUAUUUCGCACUUUCUCCCUUUCUCUGACUCUCUCAUAUGCAAUUCUCUCUCUAUUUUCCUAACGUUCUCUUUCAUAUUCUAUUUAGUUUUCGAUUGUGUCUACCAAUUUUACUUUUAAUCGACGAUUGGUUAACAAGUUGAAGUAAUUUUGUAUCCAAUUUUAUCUAGCAGUGUCUUUUGUUCAAGUUUACGUCUCAACCAAUUUCUUCCACCCAUUCUUUGAGAAACCAUUUCUCGCUUCAUCACAACCCCACUCACUUUUUUCAUGUUUUUAAAUCAUUCUCUUCUAAUUGUCAUAUUAAAGGAUUAACCAUGAGCCAAACAAUCGAGGAUUUUUACAACGAUCAAUCUGUUUUAGUGACCGGUGCCACUGGAUUCCUUGGAAAAGUGUUAAUUGAAAAGUUACUGAGGGAAUGUCCAUCCAUAAGAACAAUCUAUGUCCUGUUGAGACCCAGAGGAGGACAGGAUUCACAAUCUCGUUUACGUGAGCUUCUCGAUUCAGAGAUUUUUGCCACCAUUAGGAGUAAAAAUAUUUCAUCACUAAACAAAGUAAAGUCAGUUUCUGGUGACAUAACUUCGGACCUGAAUCUAAUUCGUAAUCCAAGUGAGGAAAGAGAAGUGAUAGAAAAUGUUUCCAUUGUGAUACACUCAGCUGCUACCAUUAGAUUUGAUGAACCAUUAAGACGAGCCAUUAACAUCAAUGUAGAUGGAACCAAUCGUGUUUUACAGUUGUGCCAUAAACUCAAAAAUCUUAAGGCUUUGGUUCAUGUAUCAACAGCAUACUGUAACGUUGUUAAACAAGGAAUCCAAGAGAAAGUCUAUUUAGAACCUGUUGCUGUUCAAAAAGUGAUUGAAAUUUCCAAAUGGAUGAAUGAUGACACAUUAGAGAUGAUCGCCGAUCAACUUUACAAUGGUCGACCUAGCAGUUAUCAUUAUACCAAGGCUUUAGCUGAGAACUUAUUGUAUCAAGAAGGAAACAAUAUGUCUAUUGCCAUAGUUAGACCUUCCAUUAUUACUGCUUCAUGGAAGGAUCCUACUCCUGGUUGGAUUGAUAAUUACAAUGGUCCAUCAGGAUUCCUUGUAUCUUCUGGUAAAGGGGUACUCCGGACGAUGCAUGUACAUGGUGAUAAAAUUUGUGAUAUGAUACCAGUGGAUAUUGUUGCCAACACUUUAAUUACUUCGGCCUGGUUUGUGGCAAAUAAAGCUGAAAAGGGAACCACUGUGAUCAAUUGUACAUCAGGAUCAUUAAACCCGAUCAAUUGGGAUACAUUUCAAAACAUUUCACAUGGAUUAUUGAUUAAGCAUCCAAGCAUACAACUUUUCCGAUAUCCUGGUGCUUCAUUCCAUUCUAAUAGGAUUGUCCAUGAAUUUUUCCUUCUUCUUGAGCAUUACAUUCCCGCCUUCGUUGUAGACCUUUUAUUCAAAUUGACCGGACACAAGCCAAUUUUAAAUCAAGUUUACCAAAAAGUGCAUCGAGCCAUGAAUGCAUUGGAAUACUUUACCACAAACGAAUGGACAUUUAAGAAUGAAAAUUUCAAACAAUUAAUGCAAUCACUGAAUCAGAAGGAUUUUGAAAAAUUUUCUAUUGACGUUCAGUCCAUUAAUUGGUGUGACUAUAUUGAAAAUUAUGUUCUUGGAGUAAGGAAAUACCUUCUUAAAGAGGAACCGCGAACGUUACCUAAGGCAAGAGCAAACCUCAAAAGGCUUUACCUGAUCACUCAAAUGCUCAAACUUGGAUUACUGGUUACCGUGACUUAUCAAUCACUCAACAAAAAAUCAUCUCUCCAUCGUAGUCUUGAGAUUGUCCGCAAGUUAAGCCUCAAAUGGACUCCAGGAUCAGUUUGAUUAAUUUGAAUAGAGGGAAACCAUUUAAAGAUGUUUACGGUUAAAUGUCAAGUUAUCAAACAAAAAGUGAAAACUAAAUCAAUGCCAAUCAAUUCGUUCUUUUGACGGAAUCCAUUCAAUUUACGCCAAGCUUCAUUACCAUCAAAUCGUCAAUUGUAUUUUAAAAGUCAUUUAUUUUAUUAAAUCAUUUAUUUCAACAUUUUUACAUCAUCACAACACGCAAACAGUGAGAGAAGCAAAAAAAACCUUUUCUUGGUUGUUCCAAUCAAAGAGUGGUUUUAAUUAAAACACUGGUAAAGACAGGAGUGACGAGUCUCAAUUUUCCUGCUAUUUUCUUGAAUCAUCAUGUAAUUACCAGGCCAUAAGCAAAGUCCUUGGAAAAGACGCACAAUUAACAAGCAAAUCAUAUAAUUUCCAAGACGAACAAAAGAAAACUAAAGAAUCGAAUCCAUAUUCACCAAAAUUUAGCCCGAUAAUUAUCGCAAUGCCUUCAGGGAUUCAAUUUUUCGCAAUGUUUUACAACUAUUUAGAUCUAAUAUUUAAAUUUCCCUACAAUUUACGGCAAUGGGAAUUUUAACAGCAACCAUUGUCCUUCAUUCAUUACCUCAACUCUAAUUUUGAAUUUUAUUUUAUUUUAACACUUUUCUUCAAUCUUCCAUUUCUUCAUUGUUUCCUCUGUUCAUCAUCAUUCUCAUGCUUUUCCCAUCUUCAUCCUGAAUCUUUUCUUAAAUCUUUUAAAAAUGUUAUUCCAUCUUCUGUCUUACCUCUCCUGAAAGUCAAAUUAAAUUGUUAAAAACCUAACAAAUUAGGUUUUGAUAACGUUUCAAGAAUGUUUGGUAUUUACCAUUUCAUUAAUCUAAAGCUUGUCAUGUUAACUCAUUUAAUCCAUGAUUUAUGUUAUUAAGUUAUUUUGCAUUGCAAUCCAAAUUGUUUCCUAAAGCCUUUAAUCAUUUAUAAUAACUAAUUGUAUUGUCAUUGUUUCGCUUGUUUAAUCUUGUUUCUUAAUCAAGUUACAAUGAAAGUUAAUCCAUAUUGUGAGAUUUGUCGGUUUGUUUAUUCAACCAUUUUUUGAUGACAAAAAAACACCAACAAUAACAACACUUGAAACAAUUUAUAUACAAAAGAUUAAAAGGCUUAAUUGUAAAAUAGUAAUCACUUGAUUAACUCACCAACCUUCAAGGUUAGAUUACCUUGUAACACCAUUAAAUCUUUAUUGAACUUUUACAAGGCAAUCAAGUUAACUUUAAACAAAUAAAAUUAAGUCAACAAUAA
Messenger RNA from Tetranychus urticae (two-spotted spider mite), 3122 nucleotides. NCBI's taxonomy places the organism in Eukaryota, Metazoa, Arthropoda, Arachnida, Trombidiformes, Tetranychidae. The record is from RefSeq and is a predicted model, not a curated record.